CUGUAGGGUCCGACCAGGAUCCUCAUUAGGCACGGUGCAUGUGCAGAUGGCAAGGAAACAUGGAAGUUGAAAAGAUAUAUGUGGCAAUGUGCAGUAGGCUGCAGUGAGAGACGAGUUGGCCGCCUCUGUCUUACCUUGUCAUUUUCUCUCGAGAUCCAGUGCCAGUCUGUAGUGAUGAUGAGUAGGCUGUCCUGUCGUUAAAAGGAAACGAGCCACUUGAAACAACCUCAAUGCAGCAUCAAUAAAUCCUAUGCCAAUGUUUGAAUUCUUGGGUAUUAGCCAUAAAGAGCCAUGCUCCGAGGCUGCCUCAAAUCCGAGCAACAUGAAACAAGCCGUUUAAAUGUGUACCCCGAGGGUAAUAAUGGUGACAUCCGAGAUCCCACGCGGGCUCCAACAUAUGCUCGAUGCUGAAACCUCGGUCUGCCGUAGUUCACAAGACGUCAGUUCCACCCAAGUUUUGGUUAAUGGGGGGAAAAGUCAAAGCACAGACUUGCGAUCAUCCCCUCGCAAACUAACUUGUGUGAUCACCGUUUGAGUCCGUUGGGUAAGCCUGAGGGUGUAACCCAUCGCGAGCGCUCACUGGAUGGAAAAAGAGAUUAGCAGUGCCCUGUAGGAAUAAUCGGCCAGAUCGAAUCGAGCUGAUUGAUUCGCACAAGAGGGAAAAAAGCC
Aspergillus piperis CBS 112811 is the source of this 669-nucleotide messenger RNA. RefSeq lists its product as uncharacterized. The transcript has a single exon. The coding region runs from base 362 to 535 and encodes 57 amino acids. Lineage: Eukaryota; Fungi; Ascomycota; Eurotiomycetes; Eurotiales; Aspergillaceae. The record is from RefSeq and is a predicted model, not a curated record.